GCAGUGCUCUGUAAGUAGUCCAAGGUUCAGGGGAGCUUGAACCUACAGGACAAGAACGAUCAUGACAGAUUAUAUCUUCUAUCCUUUCGGUUAUCAUCCUUUCGAUGCAACCUCGCAGAGGAAUAUGGGUCUACUCAGCUCGGCUACAGCCACGCAAGAUACGUGGAUCUAUUAUGUGUUUGCAUACUUCAAGUUUUCUAUUAUGAUUUGUUUAAUAUAAAAGUAACAAUUAUAGUUCAUACGAUAUAUCGUUGAUAGUCAAUCUAGAAAGAAAUUCG
Messenger RNA from Aspergillus pseudotamarii, 278 nucleotides. RefSeq lists its product as uncharacterized. Lineage: Eukaryota; Fungi; Ascomycota; Eurotiomycetes; Eurotiales; Aspergillaceae. The coding region runs from base 62 to 220 and encodes 52 amino acids. The record is from RefSeq and is a predicted model, not a curated record. The transcript has a single exon.